This is a messenger RNA of Uranotaenia lowii, 830 nucleotides long. Its product is annotated as larval cuticle protein A2B-like. Gene Ontology annotation, cellular component: extracellular matrix. Bases 37 to 507 code for a protein of 156 amino acids. The record is from RefSeq and is a predicted model, not a curated record. The transcript is spliced from 3 exons. Lineage: Eukaryota; Metazoa; Arthropoda; Insecta; Diptera; Culicidae.
UACGGUUGUCAAACAGUUCACACAGAACACAAAAAAAUGGCAUUCAAAUUCGCAGUCUUCGCCGCCAUCGUGGCCGUCGCUAAUGCCGUCGCCAUCGGAUACCCAGCUGCCUAUCCAGGAGCUUACGGAGCCGUUGCCAAGGUCGCUGCUCCAGUCGUUGCCAAGGCCGUUGAUGAUUAUGACCCCAACCCACAGUACAGCUACAGCUACCACAUUGCCGAUGCCCUGACCGGAGACAACAAGGAACAGCAGGAAUCCCGCUCCGGAGAUGUUGUGACCGGAUCUUACUCCCUGGUUGAACCCGAUGGCACCCGUCGUGUUGUCGAAUACACUGCCGAUCCCGUCAACGGAUUCAACGCCGUCGUCCACCGUGAGCCACUCGCCGUCAAGGCCGUCGCCCCAGUUGCCAAGAUUGCCGCCCCUCUGGCUUACCCAGCCGUCGCUAAGGUUGCCGGCCCUCUGGGAUACCCAGCUGCCCAUGUUGGAUACCCAUCCGUCAUCGGUUAAAUCUCCUCCCCUUACGACAAUAACUGCCCAUCGUGACUGACCACCCGCAAUCGUCGAAGGAUUUUGCAAAGGAAACAAACAAAAAAUGUACACAUUGUACGAUAAACAAUUAGAAUCAUCCAUCUGUAUAUAAAAGCAUUAUCGCUCAAAGAAGUAAACGUACCAUAUGAAAGCCAACGAAAAAAAAUGCAAAACUAUAAGCAUACAAAGAGCUGUGCAUUGUAAAAAUGCGCAACACUGUUAUGUUUGACUGUGUGUGACUUAAGUGUUAUUCUAGUGUUAUUAGCUCAAAUAAAUGGCGAAUAAGCGUUCGCAACAAUGAA